Salvelinus fontinalis (brook trout) is the source of this 5197-nucleotide messenger RNA. RefSeq names its product prickle-like protein 2. The record is from RefSeq and is a predicted model, not a curated record. NCBI's taxonomy places the organism in Eukaryota, Metazoa, Chordata, Actinopteri, Salmoniformes, Salmonidae. The coding region runs from base 598 to 3153 and encodes 851 amino acids. Gene Ontology annotation, molecular function: zinc ion binding. The transcript has 8 exons.
AUUGGCAUUCGGGAGGGGAGGAGGUGGUGGUGCUGGCAAGGACAGCCAGGGAUUUAUUCAGCCAGGCACUCAGGCGAGUAAGUCGCUGCUCAGCGCUCCGUAUGGUUACGCACUAAAAGUCCCUGUGGAACAUUUUUUUACUUUCUAGUUUUCUGUUGCUGUCUCCGAAAUGAUUGUUUUGGAUUUUUUCGGAACGUACACAUUUUAGGCUAUUGCAUUAUCUCAACGUAGGUGGACUAACUGUAGGGGUAUUUAUGUUCAACCACUUAUUGUUUUUUUUCUAUACGUAUUCUUCCAAGAAUCCGUGCGCUUGUCGGAUGUGUUUGCGGAGCAGCUUGACUAAAAUACUCGCGGAGCGAGGGGGACAAUAGUCUAGGAACAUAUUGCGACUUCGCACGGACCAGAGAGUGAGAGUGCAGGAUUCGUAUAACUGUGACGCAUGAAUAGUAGGCUAGCCUAGACUAUGAAAAGGCUUGCAAUGAUGAAAGUGUGUUUGAAAACUAACAUCACCGGAAGCAGAGCCAUGCUCUCCCUCUCACCUACUUUGUAAUAAGGAAGAUCUGUGUCCAUUGUAAGUGCAGGCUUGAGGAGCAUGUGAUGACAGCCGUGCCUCUGGAGAUGGAGAAGACCGUCACUAAGCUGAUGUACGACUUCCAGAGGAACUCCACCUCAGACGACGACUCAGGCUGCGCGCUGGAGGAGUAUGCCUGGGUGCCCCCGGGGCUCAAACCUGAACAGGUUCAUCACUACUACAGCUCCCUGCCCGAGGGCAAGGUUCCCUAUGUGAACAGCCCAGGAGAGAAGCACCGCAUCAAACAGCUCCUCCAUCAGCUGCCCCCCCACGACAAUGAGGUGCGUUACUGUAACACUCUGGACGAUGAAGAGAAGAGGGAGCUCAAACUCUUCAGUAACCAACGGAAACGGGAGAAUCUGGGCCGCGGCAAUGUGAGACCAUUUCCCGUGACGAUGACUGGAGCGAUCUGUGAGCAGUGUGGAGGGCAGAUAAACGGAGGUGACAUUGCAGUGUUUGCGUCGCGUGCAGGCCACGGCGUGUGUUGGCACCCUGGCUGCUUCGUGUGCAGCAUGUGUGACGAGCUGCUGGUGGACCUCAUCUACUUCUACCAGGAAGGGAAGAUCUACUGUGGUCGGCACCAUGCAGAGAGACUCAAACCACGCUGCUCCGCCUGUGACGAGAUCAUCUUUGCGGACGAGUGCACGGAGGCGGAGGGCAGGCACUGGCACAUGAAGCACUUCUGCUGUUUCGAGUGUGAGACGGUGCUGGGCGGCCAGCGGUACAUCAUGAAGGAGGGCCGGCCCUACUGCUGCAGCUGUUUCGAGUCCCUCUACGCCGAGUACUGUGACUCCUGUGGGGAACAUAUCGGCAUUGACCAGGGCCAGAUGACAUAUGACGGUCAGCACUGGCACGCCACAGAGGGCUGUUUCUGCUGUGCCCGCUGUAAGAGCUCCCUCUUAGGUCGCCCCUUCCUGCCCAAACAUGGACAGAUCUUCUGCUCGCGCUCCUGCAGUCUGGGGGAGGAGCCUAACGGGUCAGACUCCUCAGACUCCGCCUUCCAGAGCGCACGCUCCACUCGAGAGUCCCGCCGCAGCUCCAAGGCUGGGAAGAACGGGGGCCAGGCGGGGAGGUGUUCGGGUGACGUGGACCCUCUCUCCUUACAGAUGGACCUGCUGAGUCUGUCCAGCCAGACGCCCAGUUUGACCCGCGAGCCGCCCGCAUGGAAGAGCCAGGGACAGGGGGGUGACACGUACCCCUACGAGGGCCGAUCAGACCCCACAGCAACACCCACCCCACUCCAUCUGCUCAGCCAAUGCAACGUCAGAACUGCAUAUAACUCCACCUCCCCCGUGCAGGGCAACCAACCAAACCACAGGUCCAAGGAGCUGGGUGUCAACAAGAGGCCGCCCAUCUCAGCCCUGAAAGGCUGCUCUAUGAAUGAGAACUGGUUCCAUCAGGAUUCAGAGGACUACUACCCCCCCAAACUGAAACCCCAGCAAAGCUUUGACGUACCCCAUGGCUUGUCCUACCACAACGGCUUCUCUGACAAGCGUUCGGUCAGUCUGCAUGUGUUCCAGAGGGACGGGGAGGUGGGGCUCCCCCAGCGGGGGCGCAGCAGGAACCCCAUCAGCGCACUUAGCUUCACGGAGCAGCUCACUCCCCUAGAGCAGACACCCAGGGGUUCCAUGGAGUCACUGGCCCUGUCCAACGCUACAGGAACGUCAGCAGAUGGAGGAGGGAAGCGCCAGGAGCACCUGUCUCGUUUCUCCAUGCCCGACCUGAGCAAAGACUCUGGCAUGAACGUGUCAGAGAAGAGCAACAUGGGCACCCUCAACUCCUCUGUCCAGUUCCACAGCUCUGACUCCAUGCACAGCCUGACCCCAGGCCAGCCCUACAUGGAGCUGGAGCCCCCGGUGCAGGUGCAGUACCCUCUGCAGUACUGUGAGCCCCCAAGCCUGGGGAUGGGCAUGAGCCACCUGCCAGCCGGCUUCACCUACCAGGAGGAGGACAUGGUCAGCCUGGUGAGCAGCGCCAACGCUGCCCGCCUCCCGCCCAUCAGUGAGCGCACGCGGAGACGAGGAGAGGGCCCGGGCAUGGCUGCCCCUGAAGACACCCCUCAGCGCCGGAGACACAAUCACCACCGCUCCCGUCGCUCCAGACGCUCCCGCUCGGAGAACGCCCUGCACCUAGCCGCUGAGCGCAGGGAGAGGCCCCAGCUGAGAGUCAGAGAGGACUAUGACCAGUUUCCCCCUCCGCGGGGCGCUAGGGACUCAUUUGGGAGUGCAGGGGGGAGGUGCAGGGGGCCGGAGCCAUUCAGGCAGUGCCCUCGUACCACCUCUGACCUCACCCUGCAGAAGCCCAGUGCCCAUCGCCGUCUCGCCGGGCCCUACUCCUGGGACGACUACGAGGAUGAGGACGAGUGGUGCUCCACCUGCUCUUCAUCGUCUGAGUCGGAGGACGAGGGUUACUUCCUGGGAGAGCCCAUUCCUAGGCCCGUGCAGCUGAGGUACCUGAGCAGCCAGGAGCUCCUCCACAAGUACAGCUCCACAGGGGUGGGCGGACCGCACCAAAUGAGUGGCAGAGGGGGACAGCUGCACACCCGCAAACGCCGGAAAAGCAAGAACUGCAUAAUCUCUUAAAAUUCGCACCAUGGAAAGAGUGAAGAGAAAGUGCCCUCCCUCUCCCAGUAUACACUAACAUAGUUCAUCUGUUCAGAAAAGACAAGCAGACACUCUUCUGAAGUUGUUGAGUAUUGUGAGGUUGACAGUGUUUUGAUAUGCAGUUGGGUAAACCAUUGACAGCACAAAUGUUUUGCAUGUUUAUCCAUUUCAGAACAUUUCAGAACAAGUUAUCCUGAUUAUUGAUUAUAUUUCUCUGACUCACACUGCACUCUGCUUGUCUGUCACCAUGUUUAUCAAAGCCCACGUGCAAUCGUAAUAAUAAUGUAAUUUCCAUGCAGCAACAGUAAGGUACAGACAAUUCAGUAAGGUCCAGCUUUUUCAUGCAAUGUGAUUUAGGUAUAUACUAUUGUAGUCAAGUUUAUCGGCUGUACUGUAUAUAAGUAAAUGAAUGAAUAAAUUCACUAAAUUAAGGAAACAAUGUAAAUACUAUGUAAAUGAGGUCCCACAUAUUUUUAUAUUUUGUAUGGAUAGAAUCAUUUAUGUAUUGAAUAUCUAUAAUGUAGGAAUAGAAAAUGCAUGCCUGUAAUUUGUUGUUGUGGUCCUGCAUUGGAAUAAAAUAGUAUUUCAGACAGAGAAUGACAGGUGUCCGUUCCGUCACUAGAGACUGGCGUGUUCUUGUGAUCAUUUGUCUGACAGUGAACAGUCACCCUCUCCAUCUGCUCAACACAUAAAUGAAUGAAAACAUGGCAAAAGCGCUGAUUUAAAAAGUCACUGCUCAGUAAAUGUCAUUCCCCCAUGAGGUCAUGAAAUGAUACUGUGACUAUUGGGCUUUUGUGGCAUUGUUUGCAAACAGAUGUCUGUGAGCUGUAAGUGAGCUAAUCAUAAACCCAGAUAAUGUGCUGCUGAUGCAGCUCUAUGGAUUAACGCAUGAAUAGAUAUAUGGGAUUCAAAUGGGCUUUACUGAAGUACAAUUUGUAAUUCACAAGCUAUCUCCUCAAUGAAUACAACCUCUACAUCAAAACAACAGGAGUAGUUUACUUCUCUCAUCGUUUUCAUUCUCUACAUUUACACUUGGACGAGCUCCAGGUCAAGUUUGUGUUUGAAAGGUAACAGGGUUCUAAAUUGGCUUGUGUCUGAUGUCCAUGUGGUCAGAGGAUUACAGUAGCUAAGUCUCUGGCCCCCGUAAACUGGGUGGACUCCAGUCCACACCCUCCCUUCUACGCAGGUCUCAAAACCAGCUAUUUAACUACACACACUAGAUUAAAAGUGAGUGAAGACCAAUCCCACUGGGCACAGAUGUCAAUUCAACGUCUAGUUUUGAUUUACAUUUGGUUGAGUUGUCAACUAACGUGAAAUCAUCAAAACAAUCACAAUGUCAUUUGAUUUUGGUAAAAAUGUUGGUGAAAAAAUACAAAAUUCCCUUACACGGAUUACUUUUUGCAAAUCCAGUUAAUUUUCCACAUUGGUUCAACGUCGUCAUAUUGAUUUUGGGUGUUUGAAGUGAUGUGGAUACAACGUUGAUUCAGUCAGUUCUUGCCCAGGGGUAUGCUACUGACAUGUUGGGUGGAUAAGUGUGUUUAUGUGGGUUCCUUUAGAUGGCAUGUCUUCCAGUGUUCAUAUAUACUUUGCGGUGGUCAGGAGUUCUCAUUUUGUUGACUGUUAUGACCAAAACAGCUGCACAAACAUGAGACACAUUACUGUCCUGACAACUGAGCGAUUAUGUAUUUUUUUUGCCUUUUUUACUGGGCCCCUAGGCCACUGGUGUCAUGACCAGAUUUGUCUUGUUUUUUGUAUUUCUUAGUUAUCAAAUGAAUUACUUAAUUUUUAAGCCCACGUUAUAUCAUAAUUGUUUGUAAAAAUAUUUGUCAGCUGUAUUUUACAGAGGGGGCACACUGACUGGACUAGGUUCAGAAGGAGGAGGAUGAGAGAGUAGAGUGACACACACACAGCGUUUGAUUUGAUUUGAGCUACCAGUGAUGGGUAGGAGGUUUGUUUGUAAACGAAUGUGAUCAAGCUAUGUAGCCUAUUGAUUCCUUCUUGAUGAAUAAAUAUAUCACAAAUG